UAAGCCAGCGCCUCUGUGAGUCAUGAGCAUGGAGCCCAGUGAGAAGAGCCUAGAGAUGAUGCGUUCUGUUGUCAGCGUCCCUGUCAAGCCUGCAUGGACGGAUUUGCAUUUUGGGUGGGAAAUUAUUGGACCAGUUCAGUUUAGGGCUCCACUUCCCCCUGGGUGGAGCGAGCACAGGCCCUAUAAAGAGGCUGCCUGCCGUGCCACUGCCAUCCUCCCAGCCGCGAGUUCUGAUCUACGCUGAGAACACGGUUUUAAGACUCCAGAAAGAUGUCUUACCAGCAGCAGCAGUGCAAGCAGCCCUGCCAGCCACCUCCCGUGUGCCCACCUAAGUGCCCAGAGCCAUGCCCACCUCCAAAGUGCCCUGAGCCAUGCCCACCACCAAAGUGCCCUGAGCCAUGCCCACCCCAACUGUGCCAGCAGCAAUGCCCACCUGUGCAACCUCCUCCACCAUGCCAGCAGAAGUGCCCACCCAAGAGCAAGUAACAGCUUCAGCAUUCAUCAGGGACAGGGAAGAAUAAGAACAACUGGCUCACCUCGCUCCCCAGCCCCUCCUUCAUCUUCUCUUCAGAGCCCAUCAUGGAUGCAGAAGAAGCUCCUCCACCCUUCAGCCUGAUAUGCUUGUGACGAUUCCUGACAGCGAAUGAUUUCCUUCCUGAGUCUAUUCUGGAAGGAAAGGAAGCUGAGAAAGGGCAGUUCUCCGCUGCACCAGCGUUCCGUUCCCCAGCUUCAGAAGGAAGAGCAGCAGCUGUCUUCCGGGGGCGGGGGUGAGGGAGGGGGGAGCAGAGGGUUCCCUCGAUGGCUUCUGUGUCUGUGAUCUGGGCAGAGGGCUCCUACCACCUGAGCAACUGUACCUAUUCUUCCAUUUCCUGAAUAAAGCACUAUUUUGUUUGUGAUGGAA
Molecule: messenger RNA, 901 nt
Organism: Myotis brandtii (Brandt's bat)
Lineage: Eukaryota; Metazoa; Chordata; Mammalia; Chiroptera; Vespertilionidae
Product: small proline-rich protein 2E
Exons: 3
Coding region: 271-486 (71 amino acids)
Cellular component (GO): cornified envelope
Source: RefSeq, a predicted model, not a curated record